GAAACACAGCUCUCCAAGAAGGGCGGAACACAGCGGCACGAUACCUGUAUACUGUUACAACAAAAACAACCACACACCUUUCAGUUUAUUUGUGGUUUUUCUUCAGUUGUGUGGCCACAGAGCUGCCUCACCUCCCCAUGCUGCUGUGCCGCAUUUCGGCAGUGAGCCACGCGCUAGCGAGAUGGGGACGGAGGUCACAUCGGAGAGGCGGCCUCCUCCACCAGGCUCUCCCCUUCAGCUCCAGCCGCUGUCAUGGUGUGAGUUCAGGAGAAGGCAGCGCUCAGCCAGCAGAGACGGGUUCUGCUCAGGGAGUGUACCGAGAUACAGUGCUGCUUCCCCGGACUAAGUUCCCAAUGAAACUGACCGGGCAGAAGCUGCUGGACCGAGAACUCGAGAUACAGAAGGAGUGUGGAUUUGCAGAUUUGUACUCCUGGCAGAGAGAGAGGAAGGCCAAGAAGGAGUUCUGCCUUCAUGAUGGACCCCCGUAUGCAAAUGGAGACCCUCAUGUUGGACACGCACUCAAUAAGAUCCUAAAGGACAUCCGUAACCGCUUUGAGAUGCUGAGGGGGCGGCAGGUCCACUAUAUCCCAGGCUGGGACUGCCACGGCCUGCCCAUCGAGCUGAAGGCUCUCGGAGAGCUGGGGACCAGCGGCCUGAGUCCGCUACAGAUCAGACAGAAAGCGCGGGAGUUUGCAGAGAGGGCCAUAGCUCGUCAGAAGGCUGCUUUCCAGCGCUGGGGGGUGAUGGCUGACUGGGACCAGUGCUACUACACCUAUGAUGGGGCCUAUGAGGCUGCUCAGCUGAAAGUCUUCCAAGAAAUGCACAGCAAGGGACUCAUCUAUCAGGACUACAAGCCGAUCUUCUGGUCUCCUUCAUCAAAAACGGCCCUAGCAGAGGCAGAGUUGGAGUACAACCCCGAACAUGUGAGCAGAGCCAUUUACGCCACAUUUCCCCUGAUCACACUGCCAGCGGAGAUAGCUUCAGAGAAAGCAGGUCUGGAAAGUGUCUCUGUGUUGGUGUGGACCACCCAGCCUUGGACCAUUCCUGCAAACCAGGCCAUAUGCUACAUGCCCAAUGCCCAGUUCUCGGUUGUGAAGAGGGCGGAUAACUCUCAGUUGCUCCUGGUGGCCACGGAGCGCACAGCCAGCGUGGCAGCACUGCUGGGCACAGAGCUGGAGAGUGUGGGCACCUUCACAGGCUCCCAGCUUGAGGGCGGGGUCUGCAAACACCCCACAAUUCCUGACAAGGAAGUGCCGCUGUUGCCGGCUAAUCACGUGACUAUGGCAAAAGGAACAGGGUUGGUCCACACGGCGCCGGCUCACGGCAUGGAGGAUUACAGUGUGGCUUCUCAGUAUAAACUGUCUGUGGAGUGUAUAGUGGACGAGGACGGCAAGUUCACCGAGUCAGCUGGACCAGAUCUACACAAUCUGUCCGUGAUGAGAGAAGGCACUGACAAAGUGAUCUCCAUGCUGAAGGAGUGUGGCGCUCUGGUGAAAGAGGAGAAGUGUGUCCACAGCUACCCGUAUGACUGGAGGACAAAGCAGCCCGUUAUCAUCAGGCCCAGUAAGCAGUGGUUCAUCAACACAGCAUCACUCAAAGACAAAGCCAAGGAGGUGCUGCAGAAGGUGCGUGUUUUGCCAGAGUCGGCGAAGGGCAGCCUGCUGGCCAUGCUGGACAGACGGACGUACUGGUGCAUCUCCAGACAGCGAAGCUGGGGCGUCCCGAUCCCAGUCUUCUACCACAAAGAGACUGGAGAGGCUCUCGUCAACAAACACACAGUGUCCCACAUAGCAACACUCUUCAAAGAAAAGGGCAGCGACUGUUGGUGGGAGCUUCCCAUUGAGACCUUGCUGCCAGCAGAGGUCCUCAAGAAGAGUAAAGCAGGUCCAGUGACUGACUACAUUCGUGGAGAGGAUGUGCUGGACAUCUGGUUUGACAGCGGAGCAUCAUGGGCCGCUGUACUAGAAGAGGAGAUGGAGGGAGAUUCUCAAGAGCCUGAGUCACGUCUCAGCUGGCUCCCCGCUCCGCUCCGCAAACCUCUGGUCGCAGAGUCAGACCCCAGGGCGGAUGCUUAUGUGGAGGGAAAGGACCAGAUUGGAGGCUGGUUUCAGUCGUCGCUGCUCACCAGUGUCGCUGUGAGGAACAAGGCACCUUACAAGUCUCUGGUGGUCCAUGGCUUUGCUAUCAGUGAGCAGGGAGAGAAGAUGUCCAAGUCUCUGGGCAAUGUUGUGGAUCCCGACACAGUCAUUAAUGGAGGGAAGGACAAUGGUUUACCGGCCUACGGGGCAGAUGUGCUGCGUUGGUGGGUGGCAGAGUCAAACAUCUUCUCUGAGGUCCAGAUUGGACCCACCGCACUCAACUCAGCCAGAGACAGCAUCGCCAAGCUGAGGAACACUCUGAAGUUCCUGCUGGGAAACCUGCAUGGCUUCGACCCUCUCACUCAGGCUGUGGACUCCAAAGAGAUGCACUACAUCGAUCAGUACAUGCUGCACCUGCUCCGCGAAUACAGCAUGAAGGUUACAGACGCCUACAGUGAGUUUGAUGCCGGCAGGGUCAUCCGUGUCCUCCAGGCCUUCAUCGCCAGAGACCUCUCCAGUUUUUACUUCAGUAUCAUCAAAGACAGGCUGUACUGUGACCCAGAGGACUCACUGGGCAGAAGAUCAUGCCAGACUGUUUUAGAGGAAGUUCUGGAUGGAGUUACCAGAUCCAUCGCUCCCAUCCUGCCACAUCUAGCUGAGGAGGUCUAUCUACACGCGCCAGGACAUGACAAGGCGGAGACAUUGUUCAAGAGUGGCUGGAUAAAAAGCAGCUCUGUGUGGAGACAACCAGGGCUGGAGGAGGCAGUGGAGGGAGCGUGUGCCAUUAGGGACUCCUUCCUGUCGUCCAUCCCAGGCAAAAAUGCCGCUCAGUACGACCUCACUAUUGCCCUUGAACCUGGUCUGCUGUUUGAACUCAUGGAGUCUCUCCAAGAGGAGCCUACAUCCACCUCCUCCCAGCUGGCUGAGCUGAUGAUGGCGGCGCGGGUCAACCUGACCAGUGCGCUGCCCCGCGACCUGCCCUCAGACGCCCUGCUGAACCACGGCACCUUCCUCAUCAACCUGGAGGGUGGUGUCAUCCGUGAGGACAGCGCCUACGAUAUAGCGGUGGUGCCCACUUCCAGUGCCCGGUGCCCAAGGUGCCGGCGCUACACUGCUGAGUCGGCAGACUGCCUGUGCCCGCGCUGCCAGACCGUGGUCUCACGGGCCCAAUGACGGGCCUGACAUUCUGACCAUGACGACCAGCUAUCACCAAGGCUCUUUCGAUUCGCUGCACGUGUUUUAUGUUGCCCCUGAAGGCUGAAUAGAGACCAGGUUUCACUCUCCCUGUCACCAUCAGAAAAAUCAGCUGCUGCCUCAGUCACAUUUUUGCUCAUUGUUGAUGAUGCCAGUGAAGAGACACUGCAGCUUAGCACAGGGUUGGCGUUGGGAGUGAACGACCCAAUAACAGCUUUUGAUCCGCCCACAGAGUUUGUUGGAGCAGCCUGUCAGCGAACUCUUAAAACCAAAAUGUCCGAGUUGGUCCCAGCUGCUUGGCUGUGGCAUGAAUGUGCUGGUUAUACAUUCGAUCUCGUACCACCAAGCGAUCCGAUACAGCAUGGGAAAGAUUGUUUACUGUCAAUAUCACACGUCACUGAAAAUAUUGACCUGAUUUCCAGUUGAAAAGAGACACCGUUCAGAGGACUUGCUGUUUUUUUCAAUGUGUAAAUGUAUAGAGAAGCACUUCAUUACAGAGUGUCACUGUGUGACAACAGUAUAGGAUUUAUAGCACAGAGAGGAUGGGGGGGGGGGG
This is a messenger RNA of Seriola dumerili (greater amberjack), 3828 nucleotides long. It is a transcript of the gene iars2, whose product is annotated as isoleucyl-tRNA synthetase 2, mitochondrial. Gene Ontology annotation, biological process: isoleucyl-tRNA aminoacylation. The record is from RefSeq and is a predicted model, not a curated record. The transcript is spliced from 24 exons. The coding region runs from base 138 to 3251 and encodes 1037 amino acids. Gene Ontology annotation, molecular function: tRNA binding; aminoacyl-tRNA deacylase activity; isoleucine-tRNA ligase activity. Gene Ontology annotation, cellular component: cytosol. NCBI's taxonomy places the organism in Eukaryota, Metazoa, Chordata, Actinopteri, Carangiformes, Carangidae.